AUGCCAGAACUGCGUUAUCUCCAGCUAGGUCUGCACCAACGCAUGACGCAUUUACCACCACUGGACGGCGCACCGAAUCUAUGUUGCUUGAUACUCGCUCGUAUGAAUGGGAUCACUGAGCUUCCACUUCUGACGCGAACAUCACAACUUGACCGGAUGGAGUUUACAAUGAUGAAACAUCUGGCUUGGAUACCAGAUAUGGAACCCAUCGGCUCCGUUGUGCACUUCGCUGUUUAUCAAGGAGCGUAUCUGUGCUGUAACGGAUUUCUUGGCACUUGCGAUCUUACCAAUCCGUUCUGUAAAGACACAACAUGUCUCGAAGAUGCCUCACAGAAAGCCACUACAGAAACUUUACAAGUGUUUAACAUGUUUUCCGAUGGAAUAUGCCAGCCAUAUUUUGGUCUUUCACAAACACCAACAACUACUACCAUCCAAAUGUGCGACGGCGUGUCGUUCAGACAGUGUCAACUUCCUGGUCUUCAAGCGAACUCGACUGUCGUUGGAAUGUGCUAUAACCACCGCAUGCAGGUUCUUGCAUGUAACACUGACCCAGAUACAAUUCAGGUUCGCAUUCGCCAGAUUCAGAAGAGAGUAGGUACUCCGUGUGAUCCUGUAGAGGAAGCUUGGUUAGGUUGUGGGGGAUCCCCAGCUAUCACCAUUUGA
Phytophthora nicotianae INRA-310 is the source of this 663-nucleotide messenger RNA. RefSeq lists its product as hypothetical. Lineage: Eukaryota; Oomycota; Peronosporomycetes; Peronosporales; Peronosporaceae. The coding region runs from base 1 to 663 and encodes 220 amino acids. The record is from RefSeq and is a predicted model, not a curated record. The transcript has a single exon.